Messenger RNA from Dissoconium aciculare CBS 342.82, 948 nucleotides. Its product is annotated as ketoacyl-synt-domain-containing protein. Gene Ontology annotation, molecular function: 3-oxoacyl-[acyl-carrier-protein] synthase activity; fatty acid synthase activity. NCBI's taxonomy places the organism in Eukaryota, Fungi, Ascomycota, Dothideomycetes, Mycosphaerellales, Dissoconiaceae. Bases 1 to 948 code for a protein of 315 amino acids. The transcript has 2 exons. The record is from RefSeq and is a predicted model, not a curated record. Gene Ontology annotation, biological process: fatty acid biosynthetic process; secondary metabolite biosynthetic process.
AUGGACCCCCGCAAUGAACCCAUUGCCGUCAUUGGAUCGGGCUGCCGGUUUCCUGGCGGCGCUGCGUCGCCGUCCAAGCUUUGGGAACUACUUCACUCGCCACGCGAUGUCCUCUGUGAUUUUCCCGAGGAGCGUCUGAACCUUGGUGCAUUCUCACAUCGCGACGGCGAGCAUCAUGGCAGUACCGAUGUCUGCAACAAGAGCUACUUAAUACAGGAAGAUACACGUCACUUCGAUGCCUCGUUCUUCAACAUCAAUCCCGCUGAAGCGGAGGGGAUGGAUCCACAACAACGAAUUGCUCUCGAGGUGGCUUAUGAGGCUAUGGAAUCCGCAGGCUAUGCUCUUAAACAGAUGCAAGGCUCUUUGACUUCUGUACAUCUCGGAGUCAUGACUGCGGACUACAUGCACAUUCAAACGCGCGACCCAGAGACCAUCAAUCGAUAUCAUGCAGUUGGAACUGCGAACAGCAUCUUGUCCAAUCGCGUAUCCUACGUCUUCGACCUGCGUGGACCAUCGAUGACUCUCGACACUGCCUGCUCGUCAUCCUUAGCUGCCGUGCAUCUGGCAGUGCAAUCUCUGCGUCGGGGCGAGUCAAAACUUGCGCUUGCUAUGGGUGCCAAUCUCAUUCUGGAUCCGACUGGUUACAUUUCAGAAUCAAAACUUCACAUGUUAAGCCCGCGGUCGAGAAGCGCAAUGUGGGACGCGAGCGCGGACGGCUAUGCGCGCGGCGAAGGGGUCGCUGCGGUGAUGUUGAAGCCUCUCAGUGACGCCAUUCGUGAUCAGGAUCACAUCGAAUGCAUCGUCCGCGAGACGGGCAUGAACAGCGAUGGGCGUACUCCGGGCAUUACCAUGCCGAGCUUUGAAGCCCAGGCGACCCUCACUACUAUUCCUGACUGGUAUCAGCCCCUGACUGGUAUCAGCCCCCCCAACCCGCCCCGAUUCACCUGA